CCCUAUCACUUCCUCUUCACUCAUUCUCCUUCCUUCAAUCAUGGACUUUUCUCAAUUUUCCACUAUCCUCUUUCUCACCGUCAUCCUAACCAUCUUUGCCGCCGUUUCCGGUAGCCGUGACCUCCCCGGAGAUUAUAUCCGAUUGCCAUCUCAAUCUCAAGCCUCCAGGUUCUUCCAUGAGCCUGAAAAUGAUGACAACGAUCAAGGGACUAGGUGGGCUAUUUUACUUGCUGGUUCUAAUGGUUAUUGGAAUUAUAGGCAUCAGGCUGAUGUUUGUCAUGCGUAUCAAUUGUUGAGGAAAGGUGGCUUGAAAGAAGAAAACAUUAUUGUUUUCAUGUAUGAUGAUAUUGCUUCCAAUGUAGAGAAUCCAAGGCCUGGAGUCAUAAUUAACAAACCUGAUGGUGGUGAUGUUUAUGAAGGAGUUCCAAAGGAUUACACUGGUGCAGAGGUACAUGCUGACAAUUUCUAUGCUGCUUUACUUGGAAAUAAAUCAGCUCUUACAGGUGGGAGUGGGAAAGUUGUGGAUAGUGGUCCCAAUGAUCAUAUUUUUGUAUACUACACUGAUCAUGGAGGUCCAGGGGUUCUUGGUAUGCCCGUUGGUCCUUACUUGUAUGCAUCUGAUCUGAAUGAAGUCUUGAAGAAAAAACAUGCUUCUGGAUCAUAUAAGAGCCUAGUAUUUUAUCUGGAGGCAUGUGAAUCUGGCAGUAUAUUUGAAGGACUUCUUCCAGAAGAUAUCAAUAUCUAUGCGACAACGGCUUCAAAUGCAGUAGAAAGCAGUUGGGGAACAUAUUGCCCUGGGGAGUACCCUCCCCCUCCUCCAGAGUACUCAACCUGCUUAGGUGACCUAUACAGUAUUGCUUGGAUGGAAGACAGUGACAUACACAAUUUACGAACUGAAAGUUUGCACCAGCAAUAUAAAUUGGUUAAAGAUAGGACUAUCAAUGGUUACUAUGGUUCUCAUGUGAUGGAGUAUGGUGAUGUAGGGCUUAGCAACAAUCAUCUCUUCCUAUAUUUGGGUACAAAUCCUGCCAAUGACAAUAUUAGUUUUGUGGAUGAAAGCUCCUUGAAAUUGAGAUCGCCUUCAACAGCAGUUAACCAAAGGGAUGCUGAUCUCAUUCAUUUCUGGGAUAAGUUCCGCAAAGCACCUGAGGGUUCUCUGCGGAAAAAUGAAGCACAGAAAGAAGUUUUGGAAGCAAUGUCCCACAGGAUGCAUGUAGACAACAGUGUGAAACUGAUUGGAAAGCUCUUAUUUGGCAUUGAAAAGGGUACUGAACUGCUCGACAAUGUUAGACCUGCUGGAUCACCACUUGUUGAUAACUGGGAUUGCCUCAAAACCAUGGUGAAAACUUUUGAGACACAUUGUGGAUCCCUAUCUCAGUAUGGUAUGAAACAUAUGAGGUCCUUUGCGAACAUCUGCAAUGCAGGAAUACAAACUGAGCAAAUGGCCGAGGCCUCAGCACAAGCUUGUGCCAGUAUUCCUGCCAACCCUUGGAGUUCUCUACAAAGGGGUUUCAGUGCAUAGUGCCUAUAAAAUGUGCACUUUGUAAAAAUCAUGUACAAUUGUUACAUAAUGUUUUAUGAUUGUAUAUAGUCAUAGAUAAUGUGCAUUGAUCAUGAUCUCUUGUCAUGAUUCUGUAAAUACAAUUGGAAAACUACUAUGACAUUGGGGAGUAGGGUUUUUGUCCAUUUCUUAGAAAUGCAUGAUUCUUUUACUACGGUUUUGGAUAGAACGAGGUACGCGUUUUUAGUACCGGUGACAUAUUAAGCCUUUGUUCGUCCAAAAUCAUAGUAAUUGAGCUCUCAAUUUCUUUUGAUAAAUGGAGAUGAUCUCUACUUGAUAUUGUGGGGGUCCUCUUGUCACAAACAAGUAUGUGAAUAUGUUUUUAAUCCCAUCAGUUAUAGGGUUGUAUUGUAGCAAGAUAAAUAAUUUCAAGGGAUUAUGGCAUUUAUAACAGGAGGGAUAAAAGACCACAGUUCUGCCUGUUGUGGAAUGUCCAAUAUGAUAGGGAACAAGGUCAUGAGUGAAUGCCAAUGUGUAUUGUGUGUAAUAGUGGAAGUGGGUAAUUGGCAGACAGGAGCUACCCUAGACACUUUGCAAUAGAAUUGACAAUCCUUUGUACAAUUAUUUUAGUAUAAUGUGUGUAAUUCAUACAACUACUAUUGUUUACUAUUAAUGAUGAUGUUGUAUAUAUAUUUGGUUAAAUUA
This is a messenger RNA of Medicago truncatula (barrel medic), 2206 nucleotides long. RefSeq names its product vacuolar-processing enzyme. The transcript has 9 exons. The record is from RefSeq and is a predicted model, not a curated record. Lineage: Eukaryota; Viridiplantae; Streptophyta; Magnoliopsida; Fabales; Fabaceae. Gene Ontology annotation, molecular function: cysteine-type endopeptidase activity. Bases 41 to 1522 code for a protein of 493 amino acids. Gene Ontology annotation, biological process: vacuolar protein processing.